AGGGUUGAUUAGGGGUCCACCGGGCUACCCUCUUGCGCAGAACACUAGAUUUGGCUGGAUCCUGUCUGGUGAAGUUGAAGAAGCAAGCAGCCAUUCUGAAAAGUGUCACAACAUUAUUGUUAGUUUGCACUCAGCUCAUUCAAACGAGAAUAUGCUCUCACGGAAGUUCUGGGAGUUGGAGUCUGACCAUUACGAUGUCGAAAAAACAUUUUUAACAGAAGAAGAGCAGUUGUGUGAAAGAUUGUUCGCGGAAACGACUCAUAGAGAAGAAUCUCGUCGUUACAUUGUUAGCUUGCCCUUUCGCACAUCGGAUCCGAAAUGUAAAUAUGGUGACUCGAAACAAAUUGCCCAGAAAAGGUUUCUUAUUUUAGAAAAGCGGUUUUUACGAGACCCUGAUAUGAAAAAAGAGUACAUCAAGGCAAUCAAUGAAUACUUGGAUCUCGGCCAUGAGGAGAAGGUCGAGACUAAAGAAAAAGCAGAUGCGGUUUAUUUGCCACAUCACGCAGUAGUGCGAAAUGAUAAGCUUACCACCAAGUUGAGAGUUGUCUUCGAUGCAUCGUGUCCGGGAACAAUAUGUGUCGUUGCAGACAUAAUUAAAAUGUAUCGACAGGUUAAGGUGUCUAAAAGAGAUGGCGAUUUUCAACGCAUCCUGUGGCGUGAAAACCCAGAAGAUCAGUUACAGCAUUUCCGUCUUCUUCGGAUGACUUUCGGCACAUCCUCGGCUCCAUACUUACGUACCAUACUUCAGCGUUGGUUCACCAAUAGUACCGAAUUGUUGAAUCACAAACAGGAAGAUCACCUACGAGCAACCGAAGAACACCUGGAACUCAUCAAGCAGGUGUCGAUUCCGAGGCUCGAGCUUUACGCACUGGCUUGGCUCAGGAGCCACUCAAGUCGUUGGAAAACUUUCAUAGCCAAUAGAGUGUCGGACAUACUUACGGUUCUGGAUGAAGAUCAGUGGUGCCAUGUAUCGACGAAGCAGAAUCCUGCCGAUUGCGCGUCCAGAGGCGCAAACCCAUCAGUACGCCCUGAAGUCAAGAUUUGGAAGCAGGGCCCGGCGUUCCUGAAACAUAUAAACAUUGAUUAUAAAAGAGAGGUUAUGGAUACAACAAUGGAAGAAAGAAAGCUAAAAUGUCACACUACAACAAGCAAUAAAACAGAGAGUAGUAUACUUAACAAGUAUUCGACGUCAACACGACUUACCAGAGUUGUAGCUUACUGUAUGUUUUUGUCUCCAAAUUUUGGAAGAUUGUGGAAGGCAGGAGUGAAGUCAACCAAACACCAUCUUCGGAGAAUAGUAGGUAAUAGCACACUGACGUUCGAAGAGAUGACCACCCUUUUGGCUCAGAUUGAAGCCUGUUUAAAUUCAAGGCCCAUCUCCCAGUUACCGACAUACCCGGAUGAUCCAUACCCUCUGACCCCUGGUCAUUUUUUAAUAGGAGAACCACUAGUUGUGGUCCCUGAUAGGAACUAUGAGGACUCAAAUGUCUCCUCACUGAAGAGGUGGCAUCUUACGCAGCGCAUGCUUCAAGACUUUUGGCGUAGAUGGUCACAGGAGUAUCUUACUCAGUUACAACAUCGGUACAAAUGGACAGAUCAGGUUUCGGAACCCAAAGUAGGCGAUGUUGUGCUUAUUCGUGAAGAUGAUCUUCCACCGGCAAAGUGGCUUUUUGGCGUUAUCGAUAAGAAGCAUACUGGUUUGGACAACCUUACGAGGGUUGUUAGCGUAAGAUGCAAGGACAGCGUCAUAAAGCGACCAUUGUCAAAAUUAGUAAUAUUACCUGUUACUUAAUUAUUAAAUUUAAUAUUUUUAUUAUACAGUCCACUAGAAUAAUUGCUAUCAUUGUAAUCAUAAGUUUAAUUUGUGUUAAUUUUAAUUUUUAUCUUUCUCGAUUUUAUUUAUGUUGCAAUGUGACCGUACAAUUGUUUUACUAUGUUUAUGUUUGUUAUUUCUUUAAUUAUUCAUUAAGUUUGUUCUUGUAUACUUUUUCGUUCCGGCAUGGUGGGCGGACAGUUGCUAUUGUUUAAUUUGAUUUUGCGCCCGAUUAUGGAGCAUUGUACAACUGCCUGUAAUUUUGUAAAUGUCUCAAAUUUUUGUAUAGUUGUGAUGGACAUGCUGUCCAUGGUGGGCGGUAUGUUAAUGUCUUGUAAAGCAAAUUGGCAAUAAAAUGUAGUUUUAUUACUCAACACUAGAUGGCGCUGUACCGUUUAAGUGCCCACUAUAGGUUUGCCGCGUUGUUAUGAUGCGCUUGCGACAAGCGACGAAUAAAGUUGGCUCAUUCACCCGA
This is a messenger RNA of Papilio polytes (common Mormon), 2288 nucleotides long. RefSeq lists its product as uncharacterized. The transcript has a single exon. The record is from RefSeq and is a predicted model, not a curated record. Lineage: Eukaryota; Metazoa; Arthropoda; Insecta; Lepidoptera; Papilionidae. Bases 152 to 1792 code for a protein of 546 amino acids.